AUGAUGGCAGCCGCCAACGACCCGCGAAGAACAAAAGACAGCAACAGGCACCCCGUCGUCUUCACCACCGCCGCUUCCUAUACCUCUUGUUCCUCAUCGCACUCUUCAGCUUCGUAUUAUCCUUCAUCGUGCAGCUCUAUCUCUCCUCCUCGAAACUAUUACCACCAACAUCUAAAUACCGCUUCUCCACCUUCGCGUCGCUCCCAAGCCAACGAACACAAUAGCGCCCGCGAGCAUCUCGCAAGUCUUAUAAGAAAACACGGUCCCCCGACCCCAGUGUCAUCUUCGUCCUCCUUGCGAAAAUUAACCUCGACUUCUCCCAUCAACACAUCAUUUCUCCCCUCGGACUCGGUCGAGACACCACCUGCCUCUCCUGCUCCUAUCGAGGAACCGUACGAAUCAACUGCAGGCUCUCAGCCAAUUCCUAUCCCUCGCGCCAACUUGAGCCGCUCCUUCGAAGACCUACCGCUCACACCACUUACGGGUCGUUUCGAUCACCAGUACUUGGCAGAGCGUCCUUUCAAGGAUUCACAUUCUUCCUCGGCUCAUCAACGUCAUAGCCGGAACGAAAAGACUUCUCGCAAGAAAAAGUCGCAACCAAACUCAUCUUCCGCCUCGGAACAUAUAUCUGAUAACCACCGCAGUAGUCGUUCGAAGAAAUCACCGAUGUCAGGACCAUCUCUCACCAUGUCGCACCAGUCAGGCCCAGUCUCGCCAAAGCCAACAGCCAAGGACAGCCCAAUGUACCUGGGUAACUUGCCAAGAUUUCAUCCUGCUGUGUAUCAAUCACCGAACAGUACUCCAAAUGCUUCGUUGUCACCAAACACGUCAAACCAUCACCCAAGAUCGUUUGGCUACCGCGUUUCUUCUGCAGGAAGCGGAAGUUCACGGGAGGCACUGAGACAAUAUCGUGAAUUAGUUGCAGCUAGCGUCUCGCUAUCACGUAACGCUACGGACAUCAGCGGUGCUGGGAUUUCGGCUCCACGACUGGAUCCUCUCGGCAGUCCUGGUCCGGUGACUCCGCUUGCUCUGGAGGAGGCAGAAAGCUACCUGUCCGGCCGAUCUGGUGAUUACACUUCACCACAUCAGGCUGACGGGGAGCGGGAAAGACACGGAAGCGCACGCACUAAAGAAACAAAAGGUCGAUAG
Molecule: messenger RNA, 1149 nt
Organism: Talaromyces amestolkiae
Lineage: Eukaryota; Fungi; Ascomycota; Eurotiomycetes; Eurotiales; Trichocomaceae
Exons: 2
Coding region: 1-1149 (382 amino acids)
Source: RefSeq, a predicted model, not a curated record